ACGAAAAAUUUAAAAUGAGGAUAUAAAUUGAUGUAAUGCCUUUCCUCCCAAUUUGGUGGCAAGUUAUUUUGAGAGCAAAAAAGUGCAGUGGCUGUCCCUUAGAUGAACCAACAAAGAUUGGUGGAGAGCCUCCAACAAUUCCGCCACAUUUUGAAAACAUGCAUAGCCCAGAGAGACCUCUUAACUGGCAAAUCUCUGCAUACCCUUUACAUCAAAUCACUCAUUCCACCGUCUACUUACUUCUCCAACCAUUUCAUCCUUCUCUACUCUAAGUGUGGCCUUCUUACCACUGCUCGCAGGGCUUUUGAAGCUACCCCUGAACCCAAUGUCUUCUCCUUCAAUGCUAUCCUCAAUGCCUAUGCUAAAGAAGCUCAGCCCCACCUUGCCCACCAGCUGUUUGAUAAAAUUCCCCAACCGGAUAUUGUUUCUUACAACACCCUUAUAUCUGCUUAUGCUGAUCUUGGUUACACCCUGCCUGCUCUUCGGCUCUUUCUUGAUUUGAAGGACACGGGUCUUGCUAUGGAUGGGUUUACUCUUUCAGCUGCUAUCACGGCUGCGAAUGACAAUGUUGAUUUCAUUACCCAGCUUCAUUCACUGUCUAUAUCCGCUGGGCUUGACUCUUAUGCGUCGGUUAAUAAUACUCUCAUCACGUAUUAUAGCAAAAAUGGGCAUCUUGAUUAUGCGCGAGAGGUUUUUGCGUCAAUGGGUGAGAUAAAAGAUGAAGUUUCUUGGAAUUCGAUGAUUGUUGCUUAUGGGCAGCAUAGGGAAGGGAUAAAGGCGUUGGCUUUGUAUAAAGAAAUGGAACUUAGGGACUUAUAUUUAGAUAUGUUUACUUUGGCAAGUGUAUUGACAGCACUUACGUCCAUGGAAGACUUGCGUGGUGGGCUUCAAUUUCAUGCUCGGUUAAUCAGAAUGGGUUUUCACGAAAAUCCACAUGUUGGAAGUGGGCUGAUUGAUUUAUACUCAAAAUGUAGUGCUAGUAUGUCAGAGUGCAAAAAAGUAUUUCAGGAAAUACCUUAUCCUGACUUGGUCCUUUGGAACACAAUGAUUUCUGGAUGUUCACAGUCUGAAUUGUGUGAAGAAGCUGUUGCUUGUUUUAGACAAAUGCAGCUUGCUGGCCAUCAACCUGAUGAUUGCAGCUUCGUUUGUGUGAUUAGUGCAUCUUCUAACUUGUCAUCACCAUCGCAAGGGAAACAGAUUCACUCUUUGGCAAUCAAAUCUAGCAUUUCAUCCAAUCGUAUAUCAGUGAACAAUGCUCUCAUUGCAAUGUAUUCUAAAUGUGGAAGUCUACAAGAUGCAAGAUUACUUUUUGAUAGAAUGCCUGAGCAUAAUGCUGUCACUUUAAAUUCCAUGAUAGCAGGCUAUGCUCAGCAUGGGCAUGGAGCAGAUUCGCUGUUACUUUUUGCAUGGAUGCUUGAAAGAAAUAUUACACCUACAAACAUAACAUUCAUCUCUGUCCUAUCGUCAUGUGCACACACUGGAAAGGUCGAGGAAGGGAAGAGAUAUUUUGGUUUAAUGACUGAUAAAUUUGGGAUAAAACCAGAGGCUGAGCACUAUUUAUGCAUGAUUGACCUUUUGGGUCGAGCAGGAAAGCUCGAGGAAGCAGAGACACUAAUCGAAACAAUGCCAUAUAAUCCUGGUACAAUUGGAUGGGGUUCAUUACUUAGAGCAUGUCGAACACAUGGUAAUAUAGAGCUAGCAACAAAGGCAGCUAACCACUGUGUUCAGCUGGAUCCAUCAAAUGCGGCACCGUAUGUCAUGCUUGCGCACAUGAAUGCUUGUCUUGGCAGAUGGGAAGAGGUAGCAUCGAUUAGAAAAGAAAUGCGAGACAAGGGAGUGAGAAAGCAAGUGGGUUGUAGUUGGAUUGAGGUGGCCAAGAGGGUUCACGUCUUUGUGGCAGAAGAUAGUUCUCAUCCGAUGAUAAAGUUGGUGUAUAAAUUCUGGGAAGAGAUGUCAAAGAAGAUGAAGCAAGAAGGGUAUUCUCCCGAUUUGAAGUGGGCUAUGAUGAGAGAUGAUGGAACAAGGCAGGAGGAGAAAGAGAGAAGCUUAUGGCAUCACAGCGAAAAGCUGGCAGUUGCUUUUGGGCUUUUAUCGACCAAAGAUGGUGAACCUAUUCUUAUCAUAAAGAAUUUGAGAAUAUGUGGCGACUGUCAUAAUGCAAUUAAGAUUCUAUCUGGUAUGACAGGAAGAGAGAUUACAGUAAGGGAUUGCCACAGGUUUCAUUGCUUCAAGGCUGGGGCAUGUUCUUGUGGGGAUUACUGGUGAUAGCGGAUAAGUUUAGCAAUCAGAUGCUAAUCUAAUUCUAGUCAAUUCAUGUGAUCUCCAUGGGCUAUGGAGAGUGAAGUUGUGAAUGUUAUACAGUGUACUUUGAGUUAGUAAGAUGGACUAGAUUUUGUUCUAAAGAGUUCACAGCUUGCAGCUUUCUGGUGUUUGGAUUGGAUUAUUGAGUCUUAAACCAUUUUAAUCUUAUACGUUUAAUGCUCUACAUGAUCUUAGAUCUAGCCAGAAUUGCUAAUCAUUUGUAAUAUAUGUGCAUUUUGUGAGUAGGGGUAUGAAGAUGACAACCUCUUGUUGAUUCACUGCAAGGUAAUUACAAGACAACAAAGGAAUGUGAUGUUACAUCUUAAAGAGCUGAAAUGAUGCAUGCCUGAAACAACAAAAGAACCCUACAAAAUCUGGGGAAACAAACGAAGAAGCAAGAAGUUUAGUGUGUGCAACACAAUCCCAGCUAGCAUAUGGUAGGUCAUAUGGAGAUAAGGAAAUCGUACAAGAAAUCAUUAAGCUUGAAGGUGGUUGGAUAACAACAAGGUGCACCAUCCAUACUGCUUCAAAAUCCCAUUUCCUAGGGACUAGGAAUCUCUCUAUGUAAGGGUACUUGGAUCCUGAAAUUACAUGAGCCAACAGUUGAGUGAGAAAAGUGAUGUAUAUAGCUUUGGAGUGGCAUUGCUAGAGCUGAUAACUGCAAGAGCUCCAAUAGAACGAGGAAAACACAUGGUGAGACUGGUUGCAGAGACCAUAUAUGAUUUAAAAGAUAACACCAUACUCUACCAGUUAAUAGAUCUAAGAAUAGGUCCAGCUUCAAAACUCAAAGGUAUUGAUAAACUAUUUACAUUGGCAAUGAGACGUGUCAAUGAAUCCGGGGACGAGAGGCCUUCCAUGGGUGAGGCUGUGAAAGAAAUUGAGGGUAUCCUUGAACUGGCCAGCUUGAACAAGUAUACUGUAUACUGAAGAAGAGCUCACUUCAACUAGGUAUGAGGACACAACUCAAGUCAGUCUUGACGAUUUCUAUAAUAACAAGGCUUUUGAUUAUAGUGGUAAAUUUCCUUCUGGUGGUAUGAACACCACUAACUGAAGUUACCAAGGAGUAUAACUGUUAGUAUUUACAUUUGUUUGUUAUAUUGAGUAUAAGUGAUCUUUGGUACUUGUGAUUCUUCUGUUCUAAUACUAGCUAUAUCUGAAGUCAGAAUUACAUAUGGCUUCUCGAGAUUCAAGUGAUCUUUAUAUCGAUAUUUGAUGGAAAGAAAGUUAAAUCAUACUGUACAGGAUCACAGAUGAAUUCUUUAGCUAAAUACCUGGAACUGUAACAACACCAGAUUUCUCUUGUUACACUCACCUCAGCAGUUAUGCCAACUAGUGCAAAAACUUUAAGAGCUUUUGGUCUUAGAUUAUGGAGAGUGUUUUCAAUCAUUGCAUAAUUAGUUUUGAUAUAAGGCAAGCA
Messenger RNA from Solanum stenotomum, 3718 nucleotides. Its product is annotated as pentatricopeptide repeat-containing protein At3g49710. The record is from RefSeq and is a predicted model, not a curated record. NCBI's taxonomy places the organism in Eukaryota, Viridiplantae, Streptophyta, Magnoliopsida, Solanales, Solanaceae. Gene Ontology annotation, biological process: RNA modification. Gene Ontology annotation, molecular function: zinc ion binding; protein binding; RNA binding. The transcript is spliced from 2 exons. The coding region runs from base 103 to 2265 and encodes 720 amino acids.